AUGAUAUCGGGCGAUCCUCUUUGUUUAAUUUACUGGGACGAAGCGACGAAAUCUGAAAGCGCGGGUAGCUUCGGUUGCCGGGACAACGCGCGCCCGGUGGUUGCCCCCCGCCCCGCCCCCCGCGCGGCCUGCCCCCGCACCUCCCCGCACCGUAUCGAUCCCAGCGCGUUCCUCCCCUCCCCCGCGCCGCGCCACUCCAAAUCAAAUUACAAGAGCCGGAGUCGGAGCGGGGCGAGCGGCGGCCAUGCUAGCGAAAACCGCCAAUGUUACCAUAUUGCGCCCACCGAUUUUUGCCGCCGAAUU
Messenger RNA from Iphiclides podalirius (scarce swallowtail), 303 nucleotides. The record is from the annotation of a GenBank genome assembly. Lineage: Eukaryota; Metazoa; Arthropoda; Insecta; Lepidoptera; Papilionidae.